GUGGCGAAUUUCUUGUGCUUCCAUCUGUGCACACCCUUUGUGGGUGGUCUGUGCCUCACUAUUCUCUGGGCUCGUCUCUCCAAAGCCGGACUUCUGGUCGGCUACUUCGCAAGCGUUGGAGCCGCACUCAUCAUCCGUUUUGUGCUUGAGAAAGAGUCUUCAUUGGAGAAUAAGCAUAUCCAGCUAAUAGGAUUGGGAGUUGCAUUAGCAAGUGGAUUUCUGCUACCUGUGCUGAUCACCCUAAUCACCACCAAACCUCUCUCACUGGAGGCAGCACUUGGCGUGUGGAACUGCGUUCAGGAGAUUGACAACCCUCUUAUUCCGUGGCCUGAGGUCUUCACUCGGUAA
Hydatigera taeniaeformis is the source of this 348-nucleotide messenger RNA. The record is from the annotation of a GenBank genome assembly. NCBI's taxonomy places the organism in Eukaryota, Metazoa, Platyhelminthes, Cestoda, Cyclophyllidea, Taeniidae.